Molecule: messenger RNA, 707 nt
Organism: Pollicipes pollicipes
Lineage: Eukaryota; Metazoa; Arthropoda; Thecostraca; Pollicipedomorpha; Pollicipedidae
Gene: Sirt1
Product: NAD-dependent protein deacetylase sirtuin-1
Biological process (GO): negative regulation of DNA-templated transcription
Cellular component (GO): nuclear inner membrane; nucleus; nucleoplasm
Molecular function (GO): NAD+ binding; p53 binding; transcription corepressor activity
Source: RefSeq, a predicted model, not a curated record
CCCGGUUGCUCAGAAUCAACGCGCUUUUCUGUGCUUCUCUUUGCUCCGUUGUUAGGCUCCCCCCAUAGGAGUUCUGUCAAUGUACAGCUAUGGCUUCGCUGACGUCAGAGAUCGGCCUAGACGCGAUGGCAGAGCCCCGGCCCACGGCCCCGGCAUCCGAGCUGCAGCUGGAGCUGCCGGCUGCACCCGCCGGCCCAGAGCAGCCCCUGUCGCAGUCGGCCGACCCGUCGUCGCCCAGUGACACCAGCGACCGGGGCACGUCGGGCCCCGAACGGCGCGACUCCAACUCGGACUCCGACUCGGACUCGGGCGACAGCGACGUCAGCGACGUCAGCAACAUCAGCGGGCUCAACUGGAAGCCCAACGCAGGUCCGAUCUGCUGGGUGCAGGAGCAGAUCGGCUCGGGCACCGACCCGCGCGAGGUGCUGCUGGCGCUGCGACCCGGCCUCAAGCACAUCCCCGCCCACAUCGACGACAUCACGCUCUGGAAGAUCGUGAUCGAGAUCCUGAGCGAGCCGCCGCGCCGCGAGAAGCUGCGCCACGUCAACACGCUGAGUGACGUCACGCGGCUGAUCCGCGGCGCGCGCAACAUCAUCGUCCUCACCGGCGCCGGGGUGUCCGUGUCGUGCGGUAUCCCCGACUUCCGGUCCCGCGACGGCAUCUACGCUCGGCUGGCGGUCGACUUCCCCGACCUGCCCGACCCGCAG